Somion occarium is the source of this 3900-nucleotide messenger RNA. The record is from the annotation of a GenBank genome assembly. Lineage: Eukaryota; Fungi; Basidiomycota; Agaricomycetes; Polyporales; Cerrenaceae.
GUUUGGUAUCAUUGACGCGUGAAGCGAAGAGAAUAGAGCACAGCCAACGAGGAAACGUGGCUAUGGCAGAGAGAGGCAGGCGACCAUUCCUGAAGGCAGCGACGUCACACAGCAGAGGACCGUAGAAGGGCAAGCCGGCGGAAGCGUGCGAGCUGCGAUGGGAUCUGGAGAGAGCGCCUGCGAGGUUGAUAUAAGCAAGGGCAGAGACCGGAGCUGGUAGCGCUGGUUGAUGGCGUCCUCGCUCUACAACAAACAUCUUCCACCAGCUGUCCCUCCGUCUGCCUCUGCCGGUCCAUCCAUCAUGGGCCCCGUCGGUGGCAGCUCUGCACAGCAAAUCGUCCAUAGCAGACUCAAUGACUCGUUUGACAACAUCAGACACGAGUUCGACUCGCUUGCUCAAGAGAUUGCGCUCUUGCGUGGUCAGCGGGACGACUUUGAGAACAAAGUCACAUCCCAAGUGAACGAACUCAAUAUCAUCCGCUCGUCCCUCUACGAACUUGAAACUCAACAUACUAAAAUUCGCACUCAAUACAAUGACGAGAUCCGCCAACUCCGCGCAGAAAUCGAGCAUCUCCGUACCCAGCGGGAUGGUCCCCCGCCACCCCGCGAAGGCAUUGCCUCUCUCGGACGCAGUGAUCGAGAGCGCGAACGCGAGCGUGAACGUGAAAGGGAAUUGCUACUUGGAAUCACUACAGGUGGCAGUCAAUUGAGUGCAGUAGGACCUGGUGAAGGGAGGCCCCCUGGCGCCCCAUCGUCUAUCGGCCCUGCUGCACCAGGCGUAGCAAGAGGCGAAGCCGCAGGUCGCGAAACUCUCGGUCUCGGUCGUCCCCCUCUUCCACCUCACCAACAAUCGCUUCCCCAUACCACUCAUACUGCUCACGCCGUCCAUCAAAUUCACGCCCAACCUCCUCCCCCAGGUCCUGGUCCCCCGUCUCAACUCCCUCCAGGCCCUUCAGGUCCCGGUGUGGCUCCUCCAGGUGCCGUCGACCCACAUAACCCUCACCAGCACUUUCAAGGGCCCGGCGGGGUGGUACAUCAGAUAGGUCCUGCUGGAGGUGCACAUGGAAACCAAAUGAACCCACCUCUUGGUCUCGGAGUAGGCGGUGGUGAGCGCGAUCGCGAUCGUUCUGGGUAUUACGACUAUGCUCCCCCUGCCCCUGCUCCUCCGUCGGGACGUGGACCACCGUUGAGUGCAAGUGGCGAUGUCGUGAUGAGAGACGUCGGUCCACGCGCAUCCAUUUCGUCUAUCGAUAGGGACAGAGAGAGAGAUGUGGUCAUGCGGGAUUCCUUUCGGGACUCGCGGGAGUCGAGGAUAGAUAGGGAGGGCAGAUUGGAGAGACAAGAUUCUUUACGCGAGCGUGAUCUGCGAGAACGUGAUCGCGAGCUUCGAGACGUGCCCAUGCGGCUCGACUCUCGUGCGGACUUGAGUGAGAGGGAUUUGCGAGAACGUGAACGAGAAAGGGAGAUGAGAGAGGCGAGGCUUGAACGGUUCGGUGGGGAGAGGGAGCGUGCUCGAGAGUUGGAUGCCAUGAGAGAGAGAAUGGAACCUCCGCCUCGGGGUCUUGAUCGCGGUGAACGAGGUGAUCGCGAAAGAGAUGUGCGUGACGUUAGAGAAAGGGUGGAAAGAGACACGCGCGAUAUGAAGAGGAUCAAAGUCGAACCGCCGCUUGGGCCACCCGGUGGUCCACCCACCAUCGUUCCUGGGACGCCGGGGCGCGAUGCGAUUGAGGGUGUAGGUGGACAAGGGAGUCCUGGAAAGGAGAGGGAGAGGGAGAAGAGCGGAAGAAAAGGCGGUGAACCGUACUCCCCAAUCCAACCCUCUUCUUCUGCCCAGCCGCCCACGUCUCAACAACCUAUCCCAUUCGGUGCCAGCUCCGGUUUACCCUUGCCACCUACGCCCAACGGUCGGGAUCGAGAUCGAGCUGUAGGUGGAGAAGCACAAACGCCAAAGUUACCAAUUGUGCCUGGUCCUCCGUAUCCCUCUCCUCAAAGUGCAGGGACCGCGAAUGGCGCCGGUUUAGGCGAAGGUGUGACUGCAGCUGGUCCCGCAAGUGCAGUCAAUGGUCCUGAACCAUAUCCGCCGAAAGAACCAGUUGAUGAUGGUGGCCAAGGACAAACGGCCGUCGUCGGGCCAGGUGGACAGAGUGCACCUGCGGGUGCGGGUGCGUUGGUGGAUUUGGGAGGCGUCGAUCUGCAUACUGUGCCUGAGGAGUUGAAGAGGGAGGGGAGUGAUUGGUUCGCAGUGUUUAACCCCAAUGCCGAUCCGACCAAACCUGACGGAUCGGGGGCGACUGCACCGAAGAGAAACUUGGAUGUGAAUUUGGUACAUACGCUUAUGCAUGAGAGCGUGGUAUGCUGUGUUCGUUUUUCGGCGGACGGCAAGUAUCUUGCUACGGGAUGUAAUCGUACGGCACAGAUCUACGAUACCAAGACGGGUGCGAAGACUUGCGUAUUGGUAGACGAGGAUAGCACCAAGACGGGGGAUCUGUACAUUCGCAGCGUUUGUUUCAGCCCGGAUGGCAAAUUCCUCGCAACUGGGGCGGAGGAUAAGCAGAUCAGGAUAUGGGACAUCGCGAAACGCAAAAUUUGCACGGUGUUUGAAGGCCAUCAGCAAGAAAUCUACUCGCUUGACUAUUCAAAGAAUGGUCGACUGAUCGUGUCAGGUUCGGGAGAUCGGACGGCUAGGAUUUGGGAUACGGUCGAUGGGAGUACGAAUAAGAUCUUGACCAUCAACGAGGGAGAAGGUGACGCAGGCGUGACCUCAGUGUGUAUCUCCCCGGACGGUCGAUUCGUCGCGGCAGGAUCUCUGGACACGAUCGUCCGAAUCUGGGACGUCCAAACUGGGGCGCUGGUGGAACGACUGAAAGGACAUCGGGAUAGCGUGUACAGCGUGGCGUUUACGCCUGAUGGACAAGGACUCGUGAGCGGGUCUCUCGAUAAGACGCUCAAGUACUGGGAUCUGCGACCUAUCCUGACUGGAACGGGACGUGGAGGUGCAGGUGGGGGCGCGAGUGGGGCUGUGGGGAAAGGUGGUGCGGGAUUGACGAAGGAAGGAGGGGAGAAGGGAAGUCAGUGUACGAUGAACUUUGUGGGACAUAAGGAUUAUGUGCUGAGCGUGGCGGUGUCGCAUGAUGGACGGUGGGUGGUGAGUGGGUCGAAGGAUCGGGGAGUGCAGUUUUGGGAUGCGAAGACGGCGGUGGUGCAGUGUAUGUUGCAGGGACAUAAAAAUUCUGUGAUCUCGAUCGACCUGAGUCCUGCGGGGAGCAUCCUUGCUACGGGUAGUGGUGAUUGGCAGGCCCGAAUAUGGAGCUAUUCUGCGCAAUAAAUCGACUUGCUGCUGUAUCCCGUGUCGUCUGUUCUUGACUGCUUCCAUCUCACGUUUUUGUAUUGCAUGUAUCUGAUAGCGAAACCUACCUAAAAGUGUACUGUUAUCCCUCACUCGUAUUCUCUCCUGCAGCCGUAUCUCUCGUCGGUCGCGUUCUGUCCUCUCUCUCUCCUCUUUUGCUUGCUUUCUGAAUGUUCGCGUCCAUUCUUUUCUCACGAUUAUUUUUCUCCUCUCUUUUUCCUUCCUCCCUUUUUUCGUUUCUUUUUUUCCCCGUUUGUUUGUAGUUUUUGUCUCAAUGCUCCUGUUCCAUUGUCCCCCCUCCUCUCAGCUCCAUAUUUGCGUGUUUCUAUCAUUUUGUGCGUGUUAUUACUGUAAUUGAUUCAUGUAGACUCCUUUUCCUCGAGACGAAACAAGCUAAUCCGUAUACCCUCGCCGUUAAAGUCAACUUGAACCGUCAGUCUAUCUUUUGUUCGACUUCGAGUUUAUGACAUGGAUCAAAGGCGAGAGGAUCCUUGGAGAGUGCUAGUGAUCGUUGACGCCGCUGCUGGCAUGCCUCGUCAAUUCGGAAAAGACAA